Oncorhynchus tshawytscha (Chinook salmon) is the source of this 372-nucleotide messenger RNA. Its product is annotated as potassium voltage-gated channel subfamily H member 8-like. Bases 1 to 372 code for a protein of 123 amino acids. The record is from RefSeq and is a predicted model, not a curated record. Lineage: Eukaryota; Metazoa; Chordata; Actinopteri; Salmoniformes; Salmonidae. The transcript has a single exon. Gene Ontology annotation, cellular component: nucleus.
AUGAAUGCGACCCUGUAUUCUUUAUCUUUGAUUCCACCAGACAGCAACUUCAUCCUGGCUAAUGCCCAGGUGUCCAAGGCCCAAGGCUUCCCCAUUGUCUACUGUUCAGAUGGCUUCUGUGAGCUCACAGGCUUCUCCCGCACUGAAGUCAUGCAGAAGAGCUGUGCCUGUAAGUUCCUGUACGGCCCAGAGAGCAGCGAGACGAUCAUCCUCAGCAUCGACGAAGCCCUGGACGAACGCAAGGAGUUUAAGGAAGAGAUCAUGUUCUACAAGAAGACAGGUAAGGAAAGGUGUGUGUGUGUUGAAGUCUGCUACAGUUGGACUCCACUACUCAUCUCCUUCUGCACUGAUCUGAAGACUCAGGAAAGGUAA